Messenger RNA from Colletotrichum orchidophilum, 2709 nucleotides. RefSeq names its product bacterial alpha-L-rhamnosidase domain-containing protein. The transcript has 2 exons. The coding region runs from base 1 to 2709 and encodes 902 amino acids. Gene Ontology annotation, biological process: carbohydrate metabolic process. NCBI's taxonomy places the organism in Eukaryota, Fungi, Ascomycota, Sordariomycetes, Glomerellales, Glomerellaceae. The record is from RefSeq and is a predicted model, not a curated record.
AUGGCAGGAUUAUGCGUGGUUGAUGUACGCGUCGAUCACUAUCGACCACCGUACACACUCGGUAUUCACGUAGAACGUCCCCGGAUCUCCUGGCGCUUCAGCCAUGCGCCCCCAGAUUUCAACCUGGGCGGUUGGGAGGUCAAGAUCCAGAAACCUGAUGGGUCUCAGUCAGUUAUCAGUAACAGCCAGUCCGGCAGCCACGAGAAUGUCUCUCUCUCAGUUGACUGGCCUGAAAACAUCGUGAUACAAUCUCGCCAAAUCUAUUCGAUAGAGGUGAGAGCGGGAGGCGUGAACGAAACCGAGUUCUCGCCAUGGAGCGAACCACUCGUCUUCGAGACCGGCCUGUUGUCGCGCAGCGACUGGACCAGCAACCUGAUCUCGGCGCCGUGGGCGGAAGAUAGCAAGAGCACGCCGCAACCUGAGGACUUGUUCCGAAAGGUCUUUGAAGCGAAGAGCAGCGUCCGCUCUGCACGGCUUUACGCUACGGCACAAGGUGUCUACGAAGCAGAAAUCAACGGCCAGAGAGUGGGCGAUCAUUUCCUGGCCCCUGGCUGGACUGCGUACGACGGGAGACUGCAAUACCAGACCUACGACGUCACAUCACAAAUCACCUCAGGUGCAUCGAACUGCAUCGGUAUCCGCGUAGCUGAAGGCUGGUUCAACGGUCGCAUUGGAUUUGAAGGUGGCAAACGAAGCAUCUGGGGCACCCGCACUGCGGCUCUUGCUCAACUCGAAAUCACCUACGAGGAUGGUUUAAUCGAGACAGUCAUCACCGACGAUAGCUGGACGACUACCCGGGGGCCCAUAAAGCUUGCCGAGAUUUACGACGGCGAAAAGUACGAUGCUACCACGGAGAUAGCGGGAUGGUCCAAUAGAGAGUCGACAUCUGAGACUUGGCACGCAGUUCAAGUACUCCCUGCGCUCCCCGACACGACUGAUCUCAUCUGUGGCUUCGGGGAACCAGUCAAAAGACUCGAAUACGUGAAGCCUGUAGAGUUGAUCACAACCCCGUCAGGCAAGACAGUUCUGGACUUUGGCCAGAACCUCGUCGGAUUCAUCCGCAUCAAAAACGUCAAAGGUGAACGAGGCAGUCAGAUCACUCUACUCCACGCAGAAGUCCUGGAAAAGGAAGAGCUCGGGACUAGACCCCUGCGAGAUUGCAAAGCCGAGGACAUUUACACCCUCAAAGGCGACGAGAGCGGAGAAACCUGGGAACCGCGCUUCAGUUUCCACGGCUUCCGUUACGUCCAGGCCGAGGGCUGGCCAUUGACCGCGCCCAAUAUCAAAGACGCGAUCGAGGCUUGCGUUUGCCACACCGACAUGGAGGAGGUCGGAACCUUUUCUUGUUCCGACGGGGCCUUGAACAAGCUCUACAGCAACGUGAGGUGGUCGAUGCGCGGCAACUUUUUAUCAGUGCCGACAGAUUGCCCUCAGAGAGACGAACGCCUCGGGUGGACCGGGGAUCUGGCAUUGUUUGCACCCACUGCCACCUUCAUCUACAACUGCUUCGGGAUUCUGAAGAAUUGGCUGGCCGACGUGGCUCAUGACCAAAAGGUUCUGGACGGCGUCCCGCCAAUGGUAUCUCCGAACGUGCUCAUCGGGCACCAGAAUUGGAGCAAGAUCAGUGCAAACGCAAUCUGGCACGAUGUUGUGAUACUUGCGCCUUGGGCACUUUACGAGGAGUACGCUGAUGUUGGUAUUCUGCGAGAUCAAUACCAGUCCAUGAAGACUUGGAUCGAAGUAAUUCCUCGGAACAAGACUGGGUCCGUUCAUCUUUGGGAUUUCAACCUUUUCCAGCUUGGAGACUGGCUGGAUCCAAACGCUCCUCCCGAUGAGCCCAUGAAGGCAGUGACUGACCCGCCUCUGGUCGCCAAUGCCUUUCUUGUCAGAUCGCUUGACCUAAUCACCAAAGUCGCCGCGCUAUUGUCUCGAACUGAAGACGUAGAUCGCUUCCAGAAAGAAGCCAAUAUUGCCCGCCGAGAAUUCCAGGACGAGUACGUCAGCAGCAAUGGGCGUCUCACGUCAGACUCGCAGACCGCCUACGCCCUGGCAAUUUGCUUCAACCUGCUUUCGGAGAAGCAGGCUGUCAGAGCAGGAAGUCGACUCGCAGAGAUCGUCCGGCGUAAUGGUUUCAGGAUUGGCACCGGGUUCGCUGGAACACCAUACAUCUGCGAAGCGCUCACCCUAACUGGCCAUAGCGACGUGGCCUACGCGAUGCUCCUCAAUCGCAAGUGUCCUUCGUGGCUAUACCCAGUCACUAUGGGCGCAACCACAGUCUGGGAACGCUGGGACAGCAUGUUGCCCGACGGAACUAUCAACCCUGGCGACAUGACCUCUUUCAACCACUACGCGUUUGGCGCAGUUGCCAAGUUCCUCGUUGAACGUCUUGCGGGCUUGCACCGCCUGGAGCCCGGCUGGAAGCGAUCGAGGGCAGAGCCGGUCUUGGGCGCUGAGUUUACGCAUGCCUCUGCUGAGCACGUCACGCCAUACGGCAAGGUUGGUUGUGCAUGGAAGCUUGCUGACGAGGGAGAGGGCCGCUCGCGACUCAAGGUCGAUGUGGUUGUGCCACCCUUCACCGAAAUGGAGGUAGUUUUGCCAAUCAGAGAUGGGAAGAGGGUGGAGAUAGUUGGGUCGGGCGAGUGGUCAUUUGAAACGGAAUAUGAGCGUAAGUACGAAUGGCCGGUCAAAGAGCUGUCUCUCUUUCCGUAG